Molecule: messenger RNA, 1314 nt
Organism: Sparassis crispa
Lineage: Eukaryota; Fungi; Basidiomycota; Agaricomycetes; Polyporales; Sparassidaceae
Product: Mitogen-activated protein kinase SLT2/MPK1
Exons: 11
Coding region: 1-1314 (437 amino acids)
Biological process (GO): protein phosphorylation; intracellular signal transduction
Cellular component (GO): nucleus; cytoplasm
Molecular function (GO): ATP binding; protein serine/threonine kinase activity
Source: RefSeq, a predicted model, not a curated record
AUGCAAAGGCACACAUUCACCGCACUCAACUCUACCUUCAUCGUAGACUCGGAGUAUCAGUUUGUCAAGGAGCUUGGCCAGGGCGCAUACGGUUGCGUCGUUGCAGCCAAACAUCGCAGAUCGGGAGAGGGUUGUGCGAUCAAGAAGAUUACCAACAUCAACACCAAAAGAAUACUGACGAAAAGAUGUCUGAGAGAAAUCAAAUUACUUCACCACUUCCGUGGGCACAAGAAUAUUACCUGUCUAUAUGACAUGGAUAUCGUCUUCCGCCCUGACGGUAAUUUCGAUGAGGUUUACCUCUACGAGGAGCUGAUGGAAGCAGACCUGCACGCGAUCAUCCGCUCUCAGCAACCGCUCUCCGACGCGCACUUCCAGUCGUUCAUCUACCAAACCCUCUGCGGACUGAAGUACAUACACUCUGCGAAUGUGCUCCACCGUGACCUGAAGCCCGGCAACCUACUCGUAAAUGCUGAUUGCGAGUUGAAGAUCUGCGACUUUGGUUUGGCCCGAGGGUACAGUCCCAGCGGUGGCAGUGCACGCCAGGCUGGAAACCAAGGAUUCAUGACAGAGUACGUUGCAACUAGGUGGUACAGAGCUCCAGAAAUUAUGUUGAGCUUUGCCAACUACGGUCCUGCAAUCGAUGUCUGGUCAGUGGGAUGCAUCUUGGCCGAGCUGUUGGCCGGGAAGCCGAUCUUCAAAGGAAGAGACUACGUAGACCAGCUGAAUCAGAUCUUGCACUACCUCGGUACCCCCUCAGAGGAUACUCUUCGUCGUGUGGGUUCACCGCGCGCCCAGGAUUACAUCCGCUCGCUUCCCAUCAAGCCUCGGGUGCCAUUCGCCACGCUCUUCCCGCGUGCAAACCCGCUAGCAAUUGACUUAUUGUCGCAGCUGCUACAUUUCGACCCUGCUAAGCGCAUAACAUGUGAGCAGGCUCUCAACCACCAUUACCUCGCUGUGUGGCACGACCCCGCGGAUGAGCCCGUCUGUCCCUCGUCAUUCGACUUUGGGUUCGAAGACGAGGAUUCAAUCGAAGGCAUGAAGCGACUCAUCGUUGAAGAGGUGCAGCAAUUCCGCUCAGAAGUGCGCGCGCAAGCCAGAGCUGCUGGCCAGAUUCGUCGGCAAGACAGCUUGCCAAUGCCAUCCCGCGACGAGAUUCUCAACUCGCCGGUGCUCGAGAACGCCCCGCCAAACGGUGCUACGUCGGGCUUCACUGCGCCCAAGCAGGAGCGGCCAGCGAGCCCCGUGAUGGACGACCCCAGUGCCGAGCUGGAGCGGGAACUCGCUGGGACGCACAUCGGACGAAAAGACGCGUAA